AUGAAUGUCAUCCGCCUAGCAUGGGCCACGGAGAUGAUUGACGAUAUCUAUACAACUGGACAUGACAUUGAUCUGAAGGCAUCGUUCGUCAAAGCCCUUGGGGAAGCCAAUGGGACCAAGGUCUAUCAUCAAGUCCUAGCACAUAACCCUCAUUUCAAUUCUGCAACUACACGACUGCAGGCUUCCUCUUGGCCCAAUUUCGUCAGUCUCAGUUUGUAUAAUGAACUCCGCGAAACACCAGCACCCGGCUACGGCUGGCAGGAAUGGUACGAGUACAUGAUUCCCGCAGCGGAAGCCGUCAAUACUGUGAAUCCCGAUGCCCUAAUUCUUCUUGUCCGAGACUACAAGUUCGCAGAUAAGUUGGGUUUCGAGCUCCACAAUUACGAAUUCGAUCAAACGUUCUCCACCUGCGCAGAGCUAGAAGCAGAUCUCAAUGCGGACGGCUUUUCUGCGGUAAACAUAUCGGAUAGCAGCGUGCAGAACAGACUGCCAGUGGUGCUGACAGAAUUCGGCUUCGCUCCUGAGACGUACCUGCAGUUGUAUUCUCAGUGUAUCAAGGACUUCGUCACCAGCAACCACAUUAGGUGGACCAUGUGGGAUGUCAGCGGCAGCUAUUACACCCGACAAGGCAUUCAGAACUACGAUGAGACAUGGGGUAAGUAG
Messenger RNA from Penicillium lagena, 663 nucleotides. Its product is annotated as glycoside hydrolase. Lineage: Eukaryota; Fungi; Ascomycota; Eurotiomycetes; Eurotiales; Aspergillaceae. The transcript has 3 exons. Gene Ontology annotation, molecular function: hydrolase activity, hydrolyzing O-glycosyl compounds. The record is from RefSeq and is a predicted model, not a curated record. Bases 1 to 663 code for a protein of 220 amino acids.